GGGAGCUGCAUCCCCAUGGAUGCAUCCCCCACCUCCCUGGGCAGCUCCUGGCAUGAGCAGCAUUUAUGCUGGAAGGAGGGGUGGAUUAAAUCGGGAAUUUGAGGUUUUUGGCCGGGAUUCAGGGGCGUGCCUUGGGAUUACUGCCCUCCAUCAUCAUCUUCACUACUGUUUCCUGUGCUCAGUUUCCCUGGCUGCUCUCCCCCAUUCUGGACAGCCCUAUUUGCUCUCCCUGGCUCUCCCUUUUUCCUUUAUGAACGUCGUUUCCCUGCCCGAGCACUCAUCCGGCUCGUGGCCUUGAUGUCUUCUGUGGCAUUUGCAUAUAAAGCUCCCCACUGUCACCCAGAGACCCCCAGGAAGAUGCCAGGGCUGAUUAACCGGGUGACCCUCUCCCGGCUGCCCCUCAUUGCGUCCGAGGUGACAUCCUGCGUCAGUGGCUAUGCCUUUGGGAUGACAGCCCUGCUCACCUACCACAACCCAGACCCCCAGGCUUUGGAAGGCCUCUUUGUGUACCCCUUGGAUGAGGGCACGACUGUCGUGGGAUUCGAGGCAGCUGUGGCCCGGCACACUGUGACAGUGCAGAUCAAAGACAGAGCCAAGAUGGAUGACACCUACUUCAACAGCUGCAGCCUCCCUGCUGGAAGAGAUGGUGAUGGAAGUGGAAGGAUUAUGAUGGAUGAGGACCUGGAGAGGAUUGUUUUUGUGGCCAACCUGGGCAUAAUUCCUCCCCUGGAAAGUGUCUCCAUCUUCAUCAGCACCUCCUCUGAGCUGCAGACACUACCCAGCGGGGUGGUGAGGGUCCUUCUGCCAGCUGUGUGUGCCCCCAGGGUCCCCCAGCCCAGCCUGGAGAAUGCCAGCAGCUUCUCCAGCCACCAGCUCCAAACCAGGGACAAGCACCCCUGUGGACUGGGGAGCCCAGAGCAAGGGAGCAGGUUCUGCCUGACUCAGCUGCUGGACAGUGAGGCCACCAACCCCUUUGAGUAUGAAUUCAGCUUCCACCUGGAGAUCCGAGGGCCAUGUUUGCUGGCAGGAGUUGAGAGCCCCACACACGAGAUCCGAGCAGACGCCGACCCCUUGGCUCGCUCUGCCAAGAGCAUCGUGAUCACACUGGCCAACAAACACACCUUUGACAGACCCGUGGAGAUCCUGAUCCAUCCAAGUGAGCCCCACAUGCCCCACGUCUUAAUGGAAGAGGGUGACAUGACCCCUGCAGAGUAUGAACGACACCUGAAGGGGAAGAACGAUUUCAUUAAAGGCACUAAGAAAGACCCCAGUGCCAAGAAAAAGAUGGAAAUCAUCAGGAAGCGGCUGAACAAGGACAUCCCCCACCACCCUGUCAUCAUGCUCAACUUCUGCCCUGACUUGAGGACUGUGCAGCCAGGCCUCCGGAAAGCCCAGGGAGAGUUCAUCUUCCUGGUAGACCGCAGUAGGAGCAUGAGUGGUGUGAACAUCAGCCGUGUCAAGGAUGCCCUGUUGGUCAUUCUCAAGAGCCUGAUGCCAUCAUGUCUCUUCAAUGUCAUUGGCUUUGGAUCCACCUUCAAUACCCUCUUUCCUGUCAGCCAGGCCUAUUGUGAGGAGAGCCUGCUCAUCGCCUGCCAGAGCAUCAGGAGGAUCCAAGCUGAUAUGGGCAGCAUCAACCUCUUAUCCCCCCUGAAGUGGGUCAUCCGCCAGCCCAUGCACAGGGGCCACCCCCGGCUGCUCUUCCUGCUGACGGGCGGGGCCAUCAGCAACACCGGGAAGGUUCUGGAGCUGCUGCGGGACCACUCCUGCUCCACCAGGUGCUACAGCUUUGGCAUCGGGCCAAAUGCCUGCAGGAGGCUGGUUCGGGGUCUGGCUGCCGUGUCCAGGGGCGCCUCCGAGUUCCUGGCGGAGGGCGAGAGGCUGCAGCCCAAGAUGAUCAGGUCGCUGAAGAAGGCGAUGGCACCGGUCCUGAGCGACGUGUCCGUGGAGUGGGUCUUUCCUGAGAGCACUGAGGUCUUGGUGUCCCCUGUCAGCAGCAGCUGCCUGUUCCCUGGUGACCGCCUGGUCAGCUACGGCGUCAUCUGCGACACCUCCCCAUACCUCUCCACCCCCAGAUCUGACAAGAGGCGGCAGUACAGCAUGAUGCAUUCCCAGGAGUCGGGCAGCUCUGUUUUCUUUCACUCCCAGGAGGAGGGAGCAGGCUUGGAGAGCUGGAACCAUUCCAGAGACUCAGAGGGGUCGUGCCCCGCCGAGCGCUCCCCCGAGCACCUGGGCGUGGGCAGAGAUCCUGGGGGAGAGUUGGACACGGACACGGGAAUGGACGUGAAGGCUCUGUCCAGGAGACGGGCGUACAGCACCACCCAAAUCUCCGACCACGAGCCUCGCAGGAAAGUGCCCACAGCCAGCGAUCCUGGCACAGCCCUGGUGAAAAACCCCCUCCGGAAAACCCACCUGCAGGACCUGCAGCAGCUCAGCCCCGAGCCCUGGCAGGCGGAUUUCCAGCCCCUCCCAGCUGUCCCGCACAGCUCUGCCACCAGGAUCCGUGGCACAGGCGCCCGGCGCCCGGCCCUGCUCCAGCACAGCUGUGUGUCCUUCUGCCACGACGCCACCCCCCCGGCACUGCCAGACGGGCUGCAGGAAGCCCCGGCAAGGGGCUUGGGAGCACUCGAUGCCAUCAGGAGCCUGUGCUCCUCAUCAGACAGCCGGAGCGCUGGGGAUCUGGAGUCUGCCCAGCAUCCAUCCUUCACCUUUGAGACAGAGACCUCCUCUGACUGGGAGCCCCAGGACCUGGAUAUCGGCGCUGCCUGCAGCUCCCCAGGCUCCCCCAGGGCCCUCUGCAAGGCAGUGGUCAAGGGGCUGAGGAACAAUGAGCCUGUGCAGUGGGAAGUCACGUUUGAUAUCCACCCUCUGUUCCGGGAGCGGGAGAGCCAGGAGGAUGGUGACACAGACCUGUGGAGUGAGACCUUCCACCACCUGGCAGCCAAGUCACUCAUCCAGGACUUCGAGCAGCUUGCCGAGAGGGAGUGUGAAAUCGAGCAUGGGUCUGGGCGACGGUUCCAGCUCAAUGCUGUCCACACCAGCAAGGCCUGUAACAUCAUCAGCAAGUACACAGCCUUCGUGCCCGUGGACCUGAGCACCAGCUGCUACCUGCCCACCCUGGUCCAGUACACCCACACAGGAGCAACAUCCAAGCAAGGCAACUGGAGGAAACAGAAGAGUUCAGGAAACAGAAGACAUCGUGGCUGUUCCCCUGGGCGUCCUCAGUCAGCAUGUGGCCAGAACGGAGACUAUGGAUUUAACAGCAUGAUGCUCACCAGACAGGCUGGGGCUCAUCUCCAUGAAUGGCGAGGAAGCUUCAAUUUCUCCCAAACCCCUGAAAUCGCGGGUAGUACUGCUGACAACGCUCGGAAGUUAAUUGGCAGCCGUACCGCGGAUGCUGAGGAGAGCAGCCCCUCACCCUCCAGCACCCUGUCCUCAUCUGCCUGGGAGCACUGCCGUGUCCCUGAAGGGCCUCUCCACAGCCUGUCUGCUUCCUCUGCACAAGCCCAAAAGUCCAUCGAGAGGCUCUUUGCUGCUAGGCUGACCCUCAAUAAAACCAUGCUGCUGGUUCGAGCUGCCAAAGGCUUCAUGAAUAAAUCCCCAAGCAAAGCCGGCUCUGAGGGUGACAAUGAGAGCAUGGACUACCUUCCCCUGGUGUCCCUGCAGCUGGCCUGCGGUGCCUUCCUUCUGAAUUCAGCCUUCUGCGAUGCCAUCAACAUCCCCAUGGAGAAGCUGAAGUGGACAUCACCCUUUGCCUGCCACCGCCUGUCCCUCAGCCCCUCCAGCUCCUACAGCACCAAGAGAAGCAGUCCCUCCUCAGAGCACAAAGUCCUGAACUGCACCCAGCAGCUGCUGGUCCCCAAUGGGCAGGGGAAGGGCCCCACCGCUGGAGACCUGGCUCGGGGAGCAGUGCCGGAGGACACCGGCCGCCUUCGGCACCUGUCGGGCGGCACGGCCGAGAGCAUCUCCAGAGCCCUGAAAGCCGAGAAGGAGCUGUCCCCCCCGGCCAUCACCAUCCGCAGCUUCUCCUCUCCCGCCGACAGCGGUCGGGGCUGGGACACCGACAGCUCUGAGCUCCAGGCUUUGCUCUUUGAUGUGGAGCUGCAGCAGCAGACGGAGCCCGAGGGGAUGCUGUGGGCCACGGCUGUGGCCCUGGCCUGGCUGGAGCACAGCUCAGCUUCCUACUUCAUCGAGUGGGAGCUGGUGGCUGCCAAAGCCAGCCUGUGGCUGAGCGGGCAGGACUUCCCGGAGGGAUCCAGCCUGGCCAUGGUGAAAGCUGCAGCCCAGCAGCUCUUUGUGCUGCUCCGUCACUGGGAUGAGAACCUGGAGUUCAACCUGCUGUGCUACAACCCAGGCAGUGUGUAAGAGGAGGAGGGGGGAGGCUUGGGCAGAUCAGUGAGAGCACAGGAACAGGGAUUUAUCCUUAAGGAAAUGCCUCCAAGGAGCUCAACUCCCCUGCUGCAGGGAUGUAUGUGUUUAUUAGAGCAAACCCUGCAAACAGAGCAGCCUGGGCAAAAUCCUGCACUCAGCAGUCAGGAUUUUGCCCUGGAAGGGAACCUACCACUGCCUGCAGUAGAUGCUUUUUAUUUUCAACUAGAUCAGCACUUCCAGCUACAGCAGUUCCCUCUGAUCCUGGUUUCUUCUGGUCCAAGCCUGGUCUCCAGAGCAGAUCUUGUGGUCUGCUCCACUUUCCCUGUCCUUACUUAGAUGCCUCUUCCAGCUCUGAAUCACUGCCAAACCCCUGCUGCAGCCCCUCAGCCCCAAAUCCCUGCUUUCCUGAGGCUCCUGCCUGGCUCCUGCCAUCUCAGGAUGGCUUUCAGAGAAGGUAAAGGUCCGACAACAUGCUCAUCUCAUGGAUAAAAGGGAAUCUGGGCUGGGAAUGAGCAUGUGAGAGCAGCCCCGCUGUCUCAGCCAGGAGGAUGGAGCCCAGCCACACACAAGCAAUCCAGGCCAGCUGGAGGCUGGGACCAAACCCCAUCACAUCCACACAGUGCUGGGCUCCCUCAGGCCCUCUGCAAUCCCAGCAGGAGUUUGUGAGAUCCCUUGCAGCCAAUGUGUGCCUUUGGAGCUUCACAGGCAGAGCCAGGGUGCCCGGGAUUGAAGUGCCUACAGAGGGAGUUGCGUGCCACUGUCUCCAGAGUGGCUGCAAUGCCCCUGGAGCCUGUCUGGAACCCACUGCCUUUUGCUCCCUCCCUUGGCAUGUAGCAGCCUUGCCUGGCCCAGCAGGCUUCUGUCUCGUGUCUGUGUAGGGGUGACACAGGAGGGAAACCAGUGCUAGGGACGAUGAGCACCCCUCCGAUCUCUCUCUGGUGUCACCUCUCGAAGGUCCCCAGGACCAUGCUCCUCCAGAGCAUCCCUCUGGUCUCUGCUCUCAUUGUGGCCUCUCCGGGGUCCCCAGGAUUAUCCUUCUGGUCUCUGCUCUGGUUUCACCUCUCCCGGGUCUCCAGGAGCUUCCCUCUGGUCUCUGCUCUCAGUGUCAGCUCUCUGGGUUCCCCAGAACCCCGAGCACCUCUCCAGUGUCUGCUUUGAUGUCACCUCUCUGAGGUCCCCAGUGUGGCAAUGCUCAGUGGUGCUGCAGGUGCUGCAGGUUCACCGGCCGGGUGCCUCGGCACAGUCGUGUUCUCUGUUGUUGCAGAAGUGUUGUUGUCCCAGUAAAUCACAGCCUGCUCUA
This is a messenger RNA of Vidua chalybeata, 5668 nucleotides long. RefSeq names its product von Willebrand factor A domain containing 5B1 (gene VWA5B1). The transcript has 23 exons. The record is from RefSeq and is a predicted model, not a curated record. The coding region runs from base 298 to 4362 and encodes 1354 amino acids. NCBI's taxonomy places the organism in Eukaryota, Metazoa, Chordata, Aves, Passeriformes, Viduidae.